CACCGGAAGGAAGCGUAAAGCAGAGCAAUCCUGUUUGGAGUGUAUGUCUUCGUUCUGUGAAAGCCAUAUGGAUCUGCAUAAGAUUCUGUAUGUGGGGAAGAGACACAAGCUGGUGGCGGCUACGAGAAGCCUCAAAGAGAGCAUCUGUCCUAAGCAUGGCAAAUUCAUGGAGAUUUUCUGCCGCAAAGAUCAGCAGUGCAUAUGUCACCUGUGCAUUACAAAUAAACACAAAAAUCAUGAUGUUGUCUUGAUUGAGGACGAGGUACCUGAGAAGAAGAUUAAACUUGGGAAAAUGCAAAGACAGACAGCCAAGAUGAUUCAGACCCGGGAGAAAGAGGAGCAAGAUUUAAAACAAGCUAUAGAUUCAUUCAGGACAUCAGCAGUGCAUGCAGUGGAGGAGAAUGAGAAGAGCUUUACAGAGCUGAUACGCUCCAUUGAGAUGAGGCAGCACGCAGUGAAGGAGCUGAUCUUGACUCAGGAAGAGGCUGCCGUGAAGCAAGUUAAUACACUUUUAGAGAAACUAGAACAGGAGAUCACUGAUCUGAAGAGCAGAGAUGCUGAACUACAGCGCCUGGAGUCGCUCUCUCAAGCAGACAACAACAUCUCUUUUCUACAAAGUGCUUUUUCUGUUCUCAAUCUCUCAAAGUUCAUCCAGAUCCCAGCUCUGUCAGUCCAUUCAUCCUGUCCAUUUCAGACUGAUGCUGUCUCAAAUCUUAUCAAACAACUGCACAUAAUCUACCAGUGGCGAUUCAUGACAAUCUCUGAAAGAGUAAAAAACACUGGUAUCGUAUCUGCACCACUACCACAAACAUACCAGGAGCUCUUAAAAUAUGCAGUCAAUCUUAAUCUGGAUACAAAUACGGUGCAUGACAACCUCCAACUGAAUAUUCUGGACACAAAACUGACCGCUGUCCAAAUGCCGGAGUGCUAUCCUUUCCAUCCUGACAGAUUUGAUAGGCGGUUGCAGGUCUUAUGCAAAGAAGGUCUGCGUGGUUCACCACGUUACUGGGAAGUGGAGUGUGGUACAAAAGGGUCAUGGGUUAAUAUUGCAGUCUCAUACAAAGGGAUAAAAAGGAAAGGGAAACAGGCCCCUCUCUUUGGCAGAUGCAAAAACUCAUGGGCCUUGCGCAACUAUGGGGGCAUAUACGAAUUCUGGCAUGACAAUAAGUGCCAGAAAACCGACAAAGACAUAUCUUUAGAUUGUUCUAAAAUAGGAAUAUAUCUGGAUCAUGGAGCAGGGAUUUUGGCCUUUUACAAUGUCUCAGGUAACCUGAGCCUCAUCUACAAGGCCCAGACGCAGUUUACAGAGCCUGUAUAUGCUGGUUUUGGACUGGUAGGGAUAGGCGCUCAUAUCCGACUCUGUGAUUUCUAAAAUUUAUAAGAUCAUCCUCCUUCUCAAAGCGGGUGUGCUUACACCUGUUGCAAUUAAGAUUUAAACGUUUACUCUAUGCAUAUUAUUAAGGUUCUACAGGUCAACAGUUUCCUUUAUUGUAGUAUCAUGUAAUGGGGAAGAUAGAAUGCUGUGUUGAACAUUGUCGCUUUAUAUAUACUACAGCAGUUUAGUAUAGUU
Molecule: messenger RNA, 1570 nt
Organism: Ictalurus furcatus (blue catfish)
Lineage: Eukaryota; Metazoa; Chordata; Actinopteri; Siluriformes; Ictaluridae
Product: tripartite motif-containing protein 16-like
Exons: 6
Coding region: 44-1372 (442 amino acids)
Molecular function (GO): protein binding; zinc ion binding
Source: RefSeq, a predicted model, not a curated record